Neltuma alba is the source of this 2324-nucleotide messenger RNA. RefSeq names its product importin-5-like. The coding region runs from base 1 to 2241 and encodes 746 amino acids. The transcript is spliced from 10 exons. NCBI's taxonomy places the organism in Eukaryota, Viridiplantae, Streptophyta, Magnoliopsida, Fabales, Fabaceae. The record is from RefSeq and is a predicted model, not a curated record. Gene Ontology annotation, biological process: protein import into nucleus.
AUGGAUUCUGAAUUCUCUUCUCAAUUGAAGUCACAGGUCUUCCAGAUUCUAAGCUCUAACGACAAUACCCCAAUGGAAGUUGUCUUUUCCCAUUACUUCUCUUCCGAUCAAUCCCAAAAGUCCCAGGCUGUCUUGUUCCUCGAAUGUUCCAAGAAAUCCUACCCUGAAUUGCUCUUCAUCAAGCUCUUCUUCCUCGUACGAUGUGGCGCCAAUGUCGACACCCGCGCCAACGCCAUUCGGCUCCUUCGCUUCCUUCGAAUUUGCGACCUGUGGCCUAAAUUACGGGAAACAGCGAAGUCCACACUGAAAGGUCAUUUUCUUGCGUAUAUCAAUGAAGAGAAUUCAAUGCCGGUUUUGAGAAUGUUCUGUUAUGUGGUGGCCGAGACGGUAUGUGAGAUUUACACGGACGGCAAGCAUUGGCCAGAGCUUCUUGAAUUUCUAUUGACGUCUCUUGGAAAGACGAGCGAUGACAAGUUUCGAGAAAUUGCCCUUUUGGUUUUAGCGAAAUUUCCGAGGGAUUGCCUGUCGUUUAUUUGUGAUGUUCUGAAGGAUAGCUUUCAGGUUCUUCAUUCGUCGUUUCUGGAUGGGUUGGCUUCGGCGAGCCCUGAUGUUCAAGUUGCUUCUUUUGGAGCUGCUGUGAAGUUAAUGCCUUUAUUUUCGGAGCCUUCCAAUCCGGGGUUGUUUCAUGAACUUUUGAGGGCAAUGAUGGUUGGGGUCUUCACACUGUUGAGAAGCUCUCGAGAUAGCUAUGCUUUCACAGCUUUCAAGGAGUUGAUAUCGUUGGUGUCAGAAGGGCCUCAAUUACUGAAGCCAUACAUCGGUGAUAUGGUUUUAGACAUGCUGCAAAUUGCGGAGAACUCAGCAUUGAAUGAGGAAAUACAUUGUUAUGCCCUUAGAUUAGUCAUCACCUUGACAGAAAGAAAAGAUUUUAAACCCAUAUUCUUAAGUCUGCCUCAUCAGACUAUGGUUAGGCUAUUCUUAGUCCCCAUGAAAAUGUUGCUCUGUAUUAAAGAAGAUAUAACAAGUAAUGAAUUGAAAGGUAAAGAGGAUGGAAGUGUCGGGAAGACUAACGUCUACAACUUUGGAUUAGGAAGCUUGUAUCAACUUUCUGUCACCCUGGGGCAGAAUAUUAUUCCAAUUGCUUCAGAACUGUUGCCACUUUACUUGGAAUCUCCAGAAUGGCAGAAGCGUCAUGCAGGAAUUACGUUGCUUGCUUUUGUUGCCAAAGAGUUCUCAUUUGAAACGCUGGAGUUUAUGGACGAUUCUCUGGGGAUAGUGUUUGCCAAAAUUAUGAAAUUAUUUCAAGAUCCUCAAUUUCAAGUUCGCUCGGCAGCUUUUACCUUUAUGGCGAUGCCUACAAUUUUCGUCCAAAUGUUGCAACUGUUUUAUCAUUCUAGGCUUUUGCCUGCAUUAGUCAUGGCACUUGACACUGAACAGAACGACACAGUAAAGGAACAAGCUGCUUCCGCAAUGCUAUACUUCCUAAAGAACUCUCUUCCUGAUAGCUGCUUCUUGUGCAAGGACCUGGAUACUGUAAUAAGCCAAGUGUUGAUAUCGUUGCAGGGUGACGUAACUCCUAAACACAAGAGUAUUCUUUUAUCAACUUUUAAUAUUGUUGCAGAGCGAUGUGCUGCAGUAGCUCUAAAGUACCAUGUUAAUUAUCUUCCGAUCUUACUGGAAGCGUGCAAUGACAAGAAUUCUGAAGUUAAAGAGGAAGCAACACGGGGCAUCCGAAUUUGUGCAGAGUCUGGAUCACUGCAAUUCAAGCCUUUCAUCAAGGGGAUACUGUCCAGACUCAACAUUUUAAUGCAACAUGCAAGCCAGCCACUUCUGGAGAAUGCAAAAGCAAAUGAUAUUGCAGUUUCUGCUCUAGGAAGAAUCUGUAUAUGCCACGGUGACUGCGUUGAUGCUUCAAAACUUGUUCCUACCUGGUUAAGCUUAUUGCCCCUUAAAGAUGAUUUGAAUGAGGCCAAGAUUAUGCAUGAACAGCUCUGUAUAAUGGUUUCAAGGUCAGAUAUGGAUCUUUUAGGCCCAGGAAAUCAAAAUCUUGUCAAGAUCAUUGCAGUAUUUGUUGAGGUUAUUGAUAAGGGUAGCAGAUUAGCUACACCAGAAACUGUCAAGAAGAUGAGUCAUUUGCUGAGGGAGUUUGGAACGGCCAUUCCUCGCAGUUCUUGGGACUUAAUGUUGUUGUCAUUGAAUGCCCAACAGCAGCAACUGUUGUCGUCCCUGAUAUCAUCUUAAGAUUAUUCAUCUUGAUGAGUGCUAUUUGGAAUAUCCGACAACAUUCAAGAUGGAUGUGUUUGGUACAUUUGAAUGCAAAUUAA